UCUCUCUCUCUCUCUCUCUCUCUUAACAUUAUAUAUCUAUCCCCUCGGCUCACUCAUUCCCCUCAUAUUAUCUAUAUCACCACUUGCCUCGCACACUUUCCAACCAUUUCUGCUUCCAAAUCUCUUCAGAUUUUUGUUUGGGGGACUUGGAGACUCCAGUGUCCUAGAUUUUUGGUUUGGGGGGCUUCAAGACUCAGCUCUGAAGAUGGAGGUGGUUAAUGUAAUGGAGUAUCAAGCCAUCGCCAAGAAGAAGUUGCCGAAGAUGGUGUACGACUAUUACGCAUCGGGUGCAGAGGACGAGUGGUCUCUCAGGGAAAACAGACAUGCUUUCUCCCGAAUUCUGUUCCGCCCUCGCAUACUCAUUGAUGUGUCGAACAUUGAAAUGACCACCACACUCUUGGGUUUCAAAAUUUCAAUGCCCAUUAUGAUUGCUCCCACUGCCAUGCAGAAAAUGGCUCAUCCUGAUGGAGAGUAUGCAACGGCAAGAGCAGCAUCAGCAGCUGGCACUAUUAUGACCCUGUCAUCAUGGGCUACCUCCAGCGUGGAAGAAGUUGCCUCUACUGGCCCAGGCAUUCGCUUUUUCCAGCUCUAUGUGUACAAGGAUAGGAAAGUUGUGGCUCAGCUCGUAAGGAGAGCUGAAAGGGCUGGGUUUAAGGCAAUUGCCCUCACAGUGGACACUCCUCGACUUGGUCGUAGGGAAGAUGACAUUAGGAACAGAUUUACUCUACCUCCAUAUCUUUCUUUGAAGAACUUUGAGGGGUUGGAUCUUGGCACGAUAGAUCAGACGGCAGAUUCAGGGUUGGCUUCAUACGUAGCUGGACAAAUUGACCGAUCUUUGAGUUGGAAGGAUGUGAAGUGGUUGCAGACAAUUACCGACUUACCAAUUUUAGUGAAGGGUGUUCUGACUGCUGAAGAUACAAGGAUAGCCAUCCAAAAUGGAGCAGCAGGUAUCAUUGUGUCAAAUCAUGGAGCUCGACAGUUAGAUUAUGUGCCAGCAACAAUCAUUGCUCUGGAAGAGGUUGCCAAAGCUGCGCAAGGUCGGGUACCUGUAUUUUUGGAUGGUGGUGUUCGCCGAGGAACAGAUGUCUUCAAAGCUCUGGCUUUAGGAGCCUCUGGCAUAUUUAUUGGAAGGCCAGUCCUCUUCUCCUUGGCUGCUGAAGGUGAGGCUGGGGUGCGGAAGGUGCUCCAAAUGCUUCGAGAUGAGUUCGAGCUGACCAUGGCUUUGAAUGGUUGCCGCUCACUGAAGGAAAUCACUCGCAACCAUAUAAUAACAGAGGCUGAUCAGCUUCGUAUGGGUUCCCGGUUGUAAAAGGACAGUGUCAUGAUCCCUCCAUGUGCACCACUGCACUGUGACUUAAAAGUGUGCCUUUACAUUCUAAUAAGUGAUAGCAGGUAAGUCAUGGUCAUAUACUACCGGGAUCCACAUUCUUUGGAAAAACUUUUGCAAGGAUAUGCUUCUGUCCUUGAAUACUCUGAAUCAUUAAGCAUUUGUAUUCGUAACCAUGGUGGAUGACACUUUCAUCUUUCAUGAAUUGGAAAUACCAAUACCUAUCCCUCUCUGAAUGGGCUAUCAUUACUCUAAACUAAUGAAUGGCAUAUAUCUUAUAAAUUUUAGUCAUAAAAUUAUUUAUAUUUCAA
Molecule: messenger RNA, 1638 nt
Organism: Amborella trichopoda
Lineage: Eukaryota; Viridiplantae; Streptophyta; Magnoliopsida; Amborellales; Amborellaceae
Product: glycolate oxidase 1
Cellular component (GO): peroxisome
Molecular function (GO): FMN binding; (S)-2-hydroxy-acid oxidase activity
Source: RefSeq, a predicted model, not a curated record